Oppiella nova is the source of this 2055-nucleotide messenger RNA. The record is from the annotation of a GenBank genome assembly. NCBI's taxonomy places the organism in Eukaryota, Metazoa, Arthropoda, Arachnida, Sarcoptiformes, Oppiidae.
AUGGAUAAGCAUUCCGGUGAUAAGCAUAUACUUAUUCUAAACUUAAUCCAUAUCCAGGCACUACACAAACAUACUAAGACAUUCAAUGCACCGGGUGUUGUGAUAGUCUUACUCAUAAUUUGUGUGCAAUACUUGUGGGCAUAUCCGCGGCCACACAACUGCACGUCUACUGUCACCUCCCAUGGGAUCAGUUUUCAUGGCUGCGAAGACAUCAUCUCAACUGAAAGUAUCACAAAUAAAAUACAUCAUAAGCGACUCAUCUAUACAUUCAAAGGCAUUCCUUAUGCUAAACCACCUGUCGGUGCCUUAAGAUUCCGAAAGCCGGUGCCCAUAAAGCACCGGAAGGGCACUCAAGUGAACGCAAAGAACUAUAAGAAGCCGUGUAUGCAGUCCUGGAUAGCUGACCACCCAUUCGGCGUUAUGUCCGAAGACUGCCUUCACCUCAAUGUGUGGACGCCUACACUCAACGGUACGGCUAACCUGCCGGUUAUGAUCUGGAUAUAUGGCGGUUCCUUCUAUAUCGGCUCCAGUAGUCAAUUCGCGGCACUAUAUCUUACCAGCGAUAACAUCUAUGAGGGCACACAACUGGCGCUCAGGGAUGUGGUGAUCGUUACUAUUAAUUAUCGUUUGGGUAUAUUUGGGUUUCUGUACGGAAACACACCGGACUGUCCAGGAAAUCAAGGCCUAUGGGAUCAGGCGAUGGCAAUCCAGUGGGUAAAGGAUAAUAUUAAAGCGUUUGGCGGUAAUCCCAAUGAUAUAACACUAUUUGGUGAGAGCGCCGGGAGUAUAUCCAUCAGCAAUCAUAUCGUGUCGAAUGUAACUCGAAAUAUGUUUCAAAAGGCAAUCAUGCAGUCGGGUAUGGCUGAGACUAAUGGUUCGGCAUAUAUCAAGCUAUUCUCGAGAGACACCGACUACUCGUAUAAAAUCGCCCGAAAAUUCGCGUCCAAUAAGAAACUGUUCCGAAGGAGUGGUCCAUGUGUUGGAGACAACGAUUGGAUUGAAUGCCUGCGAACCAAAAGAGCGCACGAAUUACUGAACGCACAGUUGCUGUCUAUCCUCCACAACCCACUGAAGCCGUGGUACACCGUUUGGAUCCAACAGUUUUGCCCCGUUUUCGGCGAUGAGUUCGUCCCCAUUUCGCCGUCAAAGAGGGGAACUUCAGGAAAGACGAGGGAUGUGGUGAUCGUUACUAUUAAUUAUCGUUUGGGUAUAUUUGGGUUUCUGUACGGAAACACACCGGACUGUCCAGGAAAUCAAGGCCUAUGGGAUCAGGCGAUGGCAAUCCAGUGGGUAAAGGACAAUAUUAAAGCGUUUGGGGGUAAUCCCAAUGAUAUAACACUAUUUGGUGAGAGCGCCGGCAGUAUAUCCAUCAGCAAUCAUAUCGUGUCGAAUGUAACUCGAAAUAUGUUUCAGAAGGCAAUCAUGCAGUCGGGUAUGGCUGAGACUAAUGGUUCGGCAUAUAUUAAGCUAUUCUCGAGAGACACCGACUACUCGUAUAAAAUCGCCCGAAAAUUUGCGUCCAAUAAGAAACUGUUCCGAAGGAGUGGUCCGUGUGUUGGAGACAACGAUUGGAUUGAAUGCCUGCGAACCAAAAGAGCGCACGAAUUACUGAACGCACAGUUGGUGUCCAUCCUCCACAACCCACUGAAGCCGUGGUACACCGUUUGGAUCCAACAGUUUUGCCCCGUUUUCGGCGAUGAGUUCGUCCCCAUUUCGGUCAACAAAGCCGUCAAAGAGGGGAACUUCAGGAAAGACGUGCGCGUCCUCAUGGGUCACGUGGAGAUGGAGGGCCUGCUGUUCGCGUCGGCCUUUGAUUUAGUGGUCGGUAUGUCGGGCCGAUACCUGCCGUUCGUGCCCAUCGCGCCCGUCAUCUCCAGGGAUAUCGUGCGGAACGACAUUCGCAAGUAUUUCUUCGACAACGACACCAUUGGUGUGGAGAUCGCACACGAGUUCACCAAAUCCUUCGACACAAACCCGCGACUACUGGACGGCAAUGGCCUGCGGAGGGCAGCCAUACAUGCGUUCGGCGACUACUUCCUCACGUGUCCCACAAUC